Messenger RNA from Punctularia strigosozonata HHB-11173 SS5, 333 nucleotides. RefSeq lists its product as uncharacterized. The record is from RefSeq and is a predicted model, not a curated record. Gene Ontology annotation, biological process: mitochondrial electron transport, NADH to ubiquinone. The transcript has 5 exons. Bases 1 to 333 code for a protein of 110 amino acids. Lineage: Eukaryota; Fungi; Basidiomycota; Agaricomycetes; Corticiales; Punctulariaceae.
AUGGCCGGCUCACUCCCUUCGCCAUUCUCUUCAGCCCACCGGCACUACGUCAAGUCGCUGUACAAGCGCAUGCUUAAGAAUGAACUCGACUGGGUGAUUCGUCGUGACCUCUGGAGGGGCAGGGCCAUCCAGAUCCGUGCCGAAUUUGAGAGGAACCGGGACGUAAGCGACCCUCGCGCUCUCGCAGCUAUCCUGGAGAAGGCAGAACGUGAUCUUGCGGCCAAGCUGCACCCUGACCCCGUCAUCCCAUCAUUAUUCCCUGGUGGCACCAAAUGGGAGCGCAAUGCACCUCCUCCAACUGCAGCCCCCAUCCCUCACGAAGAGCACCAUUGA